AUGGCGAAUAAAGCGGUGCUCGAUCUGAAGCUUCUUCGGAGCUCUUCGCCUAGGGGUCAGGCAACUCACCUGCACCAUGUCCUCAAAAGCAAUCCAAGCGCGGCGUCUUCCAUCACAUCUCAGCUCGUCUCGCUCGUUGCAUCAGACUCUCUUCCGGCCAUUGUUCUCGCAUUAUGGCCCUCUAUCGUUAAUGAGCCUCAGGAAAUUCUGGCAGUGAUUCGACAGGAGCUCUGCCUCAAUGCUCAGCGAGCUGCCAUUUCGCGAUUCUACCGCCAUCUGUAUAGGGAAAAGACGUUUGCAAAGGCAUGGGAGGUCGCCGGCGGUGCGGCAGGAAUCGCUCAGCUGGUAACAAAGCUCAGCGUGAGCAGCGCGCGCUUCCUAUUCAACCAGCUUGGGGCCACUGGUCGUGCACGAGGCGCUCGCAAAGAACGCCAGAGGGCGAUGGAAGAGCUUCUGACUCUGCUCUGGGGAGUUGAUGGAGAUGAGAAGGCUGCGCUUGAUAGCCGUCCGUUGCGCGAAGAAUAUGUCAAGAUUCUUGCAGCUUGCGGUGGCGCUUUCAGAUUAAAGUGGGAGGAGAUGAAGCGGCAGACGCCCGAUCACUACUUCAUAGACGUUGAGACGGAUCACGAGUUCUUUGAGCAGCAUUACGACGAACAAUUGCAGCGCGGCGAAAUCUCUGCCUCGAAAUUCCUGGACGAAGUGACGCCUCUAGUCAUCCACCGCGUUGAGUAUGGCCUGGAUGUUCUGGACAGGUUCACAGAGAGUGAAUCAUUGUUUGGGGCCACUCCUGACGAGUUCCUUGAAGCAGUUGUUGAUCCACUGAGCAAGCGGUUUUCGGCGAAACAGAGAGUAGCCAGUGACACCGCGAUACGCUUCUGGAGCCGUGUUAUGCUGUGCCUGAAAAAGCACCAGGCGUUUCAAAAGGACUUUAAAAACUCGAGCACGCACCACAAACGGAUCCUUGCUCGUUUGGUCAAAGCGUGGAAUCACUCUCAGGCACGGGCAGAAUACACGGAGAUGCUGACUCUGCUGUUCUCCCUUAUCCCCAAAUCUACAUUUGCAGGAUAUUCGUUGAUAGAUCUCAUAAAGAACGUCGCGCAAACACGGAGAUACCAGCUUUUACGUUCGUUCUUGAAGCACACGGCCGAUUAUCAAUUUGAUAUUGGGGAGCCCACUAGCUUGGAGCACUUGGGGCUUGUGAAGUCAACGAUCCGCCGCUGGCAGGUCGGGCUUUUCUUUACCUUAUCAGCGGACGAGGGCUUUCUCCUAUGGGAGAAAGUCCAAAGGGCAGGAAAAGAUGUCGAAUACCGCCCAUAUCAAGCGUCGCUCUGUCAUAGCAGGGACCCAGACGGCCUUCAGCUGUCCGAUGGUCCCGUUGUUCGGGCACUUUUGUUGAACCGGAGCCAGACCCAUUCUCCUCUCUCAACCUCAGACUUGGAUACCAUGCGGUCUGAUCUUCGUCAAGAGGUUUCUAGGAGGAUGAAAAAGGCCACCCAAGGCCGUGAGCCCGAAAUAAGAGCGCGGUGGACAGUGUCUGCCCUGGCCCUGUGCGUCGCCAUUGGAGAUCUGGAGCUUUACGGGGAAACGCUUCGCUGGGCAAGGCGGUUUAACAAGGACCCAUUGGCGGUCAGCAUAAUCUACGAUCAAUCGUCCCUGGAUAAAGAAGAGCUAGCUGACCUUGUAACUGUCUUGCCCACCAAAGAAGGUAAAUUGACUGUCACUGCCGAAGAGCUUACCCACAGAAUUCAGUCUGCCAAUGAAGUCUUGCAGAUUCUCUUCGACACAGCCCUUAUGGGUAUCAACGAGCCUAGCUUUCGCGGCUGGCGGGAUUGGGGUAAUACGUUUCAAUUGAUCAAUCGGGCGAUUUGUAGACGCAUAACCCGUGCCAACGACUUUCAGGGCAGGACCAAUAUAUCAGAUGACGCGUUGUAUGAGGCACUGUGGAAGCCAACGUACGCCAUGCUGGAAAGGAUGUUGUCCAAAGUUCUUGGUGCGGUGGAUGAAAAGUUUGAUCACAAAGCCUAUUCUACCCUCUCAUGCCACGAAGCAAAAGAGCCCGAAACUCUGCAAGAGCCCACGAUUAGAUUUCUCAGUCGCUUGGCUGAGUAUUACAACUCUCUCUGGGCAGAGCUUCGCCUUCGGGAAACGCCUGCUGUGGUAACAGUUGACGAGAUCUGGCCCAAAGGACUAACACUUCAACACUUGGUCCGUAGCUUCGGGUCAGCUUUGCCAUACCUGCCAUAUGCGCAGUCACGAAUCGAGGCGGUUGUGUUUAUGAACCCUCUCAAAGCUUUACAGCCGAUCCAGAUUGACGAAGAAUCCCAGCUGGCCAUUGGAACAUAUAUAGACAGCUGGGCCGCGGCUCUUCAGCUGUACAUUCAGAUGCCGGGCAAGCUCUCCAAAGAGGACCAGCGUAAAGAGCGCAUCUCAAGGGCCUGGUUGCACGCUACCUCCAACCUGAGCAAAGACCGCAUGUCCCCUGAAGAGGCUGAGCGGUUUUGGUGGCCUGUGUUUGAGGGAAUUGGAAUUAAGAAGGAUGAAGUUGGGAUUGAUGAGAAGGCGAAUGAGCGACCUGAACCAUCUCUUCCUGACGCAGAUGAGGCGGACUUGCAGCCCAUCGAGUGGAAUCCCGAUCCUGAUUACGACCGAAUCUCGCAGCCUAACAAGAACAAGACACUGACACCGACAUGCUUAGAUGUCUUGCUAAGUCGGCCAAAGUACGCGUAUGAGCACCUAUUUAAAUUUACUAAGGUCGAGAAUUCCGUCUUUGGGGGAGUCAAAUGCGUCAUUCCUGGAAAGCCUCGUCCUUCAACUUUCUGGUAUUCACUCUUUAGGAAGAAUUCAAAACUCACUGGGGCGCGUGCGGAUGCUUAUGUGGCUGCGGGGAUCCUGGCUCUCAACAUGAAGCAUGGCUCUGACACCUCAUUGCUGAAGACGCCGUUCCCUAAUUCAGAAGCAGUGCGCAUUCCGGCUUUGUAUCUUGACCAAGAGUUUCUAGAGAGAGAAGUCGACAAGAACACGUCUGGAGUUACUGGCAUAAUCCGUGAUCUCAGAUAUUAUGUGCCGGCUGGCCUGCUCUCUCAGCUGGGAGCUUCAGUUCUUGAAAGCAUAAGAAAGAAGCCGGAAAUAGACAAACCGUAUGGUACUUUGGUAUGGAUAAUCAAUAUGAUCCUGGAAGGGGCUGAUCCCUCGUUGGCAAUCCCUCUGAUCCAGCAAUUUGUCUUGGAGAACCCGGAUGCAAGCUCAUGGCAUAGGCCGCUUCUUAACAAAAAGGCCCUUAUUCAUUUCCGCCCAGCUGAUGCGAAGAGCUUCUUUGAGAGCUUUACAGACGCCAUCCUGGAUAAGCUCCAAGAGCAGGAAGAGAGGCGUGCGAAAAAGCAGCCUGAUGAUGCACCUACAAACAAGGGACCGCUUGUCAAAGUCACCACUGUCAAAAUGCUGGCUCAGCUUCUGAGAGAAUCUCCUGUUGUCGACCCGGGUCUCUCGGUCGAUUUAAACAUUAGGAUCGUCAAGAGAGCAAGCCAUGUCGAUAUACGAACAGCUUCCAUCAGGGGACUAACGGAGGCAGUUGCACAAACUACCAAUCCUGAGGUGAAGAAGCGCAUUUUUGAUGCGCUGCUCAAGUACGCCGCGCCGAUUGCGUCUUCGAUCAAUGAAUCGCAGCCUUUGACGGACUGGAAUGCUUUAACAUCUGGCAAUGAGCUGCCUGAAAUAUGGAAACCUGGCUAUGAGACCCCCCCAAUCAUGGAGCUCAUUUUGCAGAUUGGUUCAAAGAUGGAUUGGCAGUCAGAAGAAGGCCGAUUGUAUAAGGAGCUCGUCGAGUCCGUGUUUAAGGCUUCGGCGGAGAACCAAAGGCAUUGGAUGAAGCUGUUCAUUCAACGGCAUAGUUUCAGUGUGCCUGAUGAUGCCCAGCUUCCCGCCAUCCCCAUGUUUCCAAAUGUGUUGAGCACUCUUCAUGAUGUGAUGGAAUCCGAGACUCCAAUCAAGUACAUUGAUUUGGCAAGGCAGUAUUUGCUGCUGAUGUUAAAUUUCCCAGACUGGUUGUCUGCUAUAAAGGAUGCUGUGGAAGCUGACCAGAAGCUGCUUCACUCUAGUUGGGGCAGACAUUGGUGCUAUCUAUGGUUCGAUGGUUUUCAUGGAGUGAAGACGAGGCUUUUUGGAACCAUUUGCCUAUAUCUCACCAACAAAGAAAUUAGCGACGAAAAAGCCCAGAAGAAGGAUUCUCAUCUGACACUUGAGUCGUUCCUCUUCGAGAUUGCGGAUGCCCUCAUUGUGCAAGGGAAAUUGACCAGCUUUGAUCAGUUCUUGAGCGACACAAAGGAUGUCAAUCGUGAUAAUGCCGUUUGGGGCCGGAUUUUGGAGCGAAUUAAUGGCCUUCGAACACCCGCGUGGCAAGCUGAUCUGAACCGAAAGCCACCAGGCCUCCCAGAUACGCUGCCGCUCAAGAUCAGGAUGCUGGAUUUGCCUCGAGAGACUCCAGAGCCGGAUAAGGCCCAAGAGGUUGUGACCAGAUGCGCAAAUAGAGUUAUAGAGCUCCUCAAUGACAUUGUGUCUAGCGGAGUUCCAUACUUCAGCAGCUUCGACACGCUCAAGAGAGAGUUGAUGAACUUUGAGCCCAAGGUCCUGAUGGCAAUCAAGAUUGGUUCGACGCCUGCACUUGACAACGCAAACAGCGUUACUUUGGUGGAUCAUCUCCGCGCGGAUCUGGCGGCGACCCUGUUGGAUAGCAGCUGUAUUUUCUGGCAGAGCAACCUCAACAAGCGUGAAGGAGAUAUAUACAAGCAGGCCGAGGAGCUGGUGAUGAAGAUGAGCGCCAGCAGCGUGGAGAAUUUCAGAAAGCUGGCGGCGCCGGGGAAGGCAAGCAUUGAGAAUACUACAGGUUUCGACAUGUGGUGUUGA
Molecule: messenger RNA, 4899 nt
Organism: Trichoderma virens Gv29-8
Lineage: Eukaryota; Fungi; Ascomycota; Sordariomycetes; Hypocreales; Hypocreaceae
Exons: 1
Coding region: 1-4899 (1632 amino acids)
Source: RefSeq, a predicted model, not a curated record